AUGUCCGAUUUACUGAAGCAGAGAGAGGCUUUCCUGAAACGAGCUCAGAAUGUUCCUGUUAUUGAAAACAAAUCUCAGCCAGCAUCAAAGCGACCCCGUCUCGAAGGAAGUAGCAAGUCACGCGGGAAAGUCGUACCGGUUAAGAACUUCCAUUUGAUCCACAAAAUCGUCACUCACAUGAAGAAUCGCCACUUGCAGAACGAGCUGCUGCCCUUGAGUCUCGACGAAGUGCUCGAGGAGUGCAACUCGACGACCACAGUGUCGAACGCAGCGCGCAUGGGCCUUGAAGACGCGCUGCCCAAGAAUCCCAAGCUGCGUCAAAUUCCCGGCGACGUCGUCAAAUACGUCUACAAGCCGUCAAUUGAGGGCAUCAGAGACAAGAAGUCGUUUCUCCAGUUUCUCGAGCGGCAUUACCAUGAUGGACUUGGUGGCGUCACCAAAGAAAUGGUACAAGAAAGUCUCCCCAAGGCAGACAAGAUCCUCAAAUACCACAGCGAAAAGAAGAAUAUUCAUCUACACAAUCGCCCCGAUAAGAAGACUGUGAUUUUCUUCAAUGACAGAAGUUUGGAAAUAGAAAUGGACGAAACCUUCCAGAAGCUCUGGCGCUCAAUUACUGUCGAAUCUGUUGACGAAGAGAAAAUCGCUGAAUAUCUUGCGCAACAGGGAAUCACUUUCGCCGACGAUCCUGGUGUUCGGAAGGUUCCUACUUCAGUAAAACGCAAGAAGAGGAAAAACAAUCGAGUGGUGAAAACUCAAAACACGCACAUUCAGGGGCUCAAGGAUUUUCCCGACAAAUAA
Molecule: messenger RNA, 798 nt
Organism: Oikopleura dioica
Lineage: Eukaryota; Metazoa; Chordata; Appendicularia; Copelata; Oikopleuridae
Source: the annotation of a GenBank genome assembly